Solanum stenotomum is the source of this 4040-nucleotide messenger RNA. RefSeq names its product nuclear matrix constituent protein 1-like. The transcript has 8 exons. The coding region runs from base 193 to 3693 and encodes 1166 amino acids. Gene Ontology annotation, biological process: nucleus organization. Gene Ontology annotation, cellular component: nucleus. The record is from RefSeq and is a predicted model, not a curated record. Lineage: Eukaryota; Viridiplantae; Streptophyta; Magnoliopsida; Solanales; Solanaceae.
GUAGGUAGGGUGGGUGGUUCAAGAACUCCGGUGAAGGGUUUUCAAAAAUUCCGAUUUUUUUCAAUAUUAUACUUUUUUUUUCUGGCUAUCGUGAAACCCACUAAAGUUUUUUUUUUUUUUAAUCGAAAGUUGAAAUCUUUGAUUUGUAAUUUUUGAGAUUCUAGGAAAGGUCAUUAUUGGGUUUUUUUGGCAAUGUCUACACCGCCGAGAAAGGUUUUCUCCGGCUGGACUUUGACACCCAGAACCGAUCUGGCUAAUAAGACAGUUUCUAAGGGAAAAGAUGUUGUUUUUAUGGGUUCUGGACAAAAGGGUUUGUCAUCAAUUCAAGAUUAUGAUACUGUGGACAAAGUAGUGCUACUUGAUAAGGUGUCGAAGCUUGAAAAUGAGCUUGUUGACUAUCAAUACAAUAUGGGCCUUCUCUUGAUUGAGAAAAAGGAGUGGUCUGCUAAGCUUGAAGAAAUUAAGCAAGCCUUAAGUGAAGCAAAUGAGGCCUACAGAAGAGAACAUACUGCCCACUUAAUUGCUCUAUCUGAAGUGGAGAAACGAGAGGAGAAUUUGAGGAAGGCAUUGGGUGUUGAGAACCAAUGUGUGCGUGAGUUAGAGAAGGAAUUGCGUGAGAUGCGCUCUCAGUAUGCAGAGACCAAGUAUGUAGCUGAUUCAAAAUUAGACGAGGCAAAGGCAUUGGCUACUAGUGUUGAAGAGAAUUCAUUACAUGUAGAACUGAAAUUGCGUGCAGCUGAUGCCAAGACCGCUGAGGUGAGUAGAAAAAGUUCAGAUAUUGAGAGGAAACUACGUGAUAUUGAGGCUCAAGAAAAUGCACUUAGAAGAGAACGGUCCUCUUUCAAUACCGAGCGUGAAGCUCAUGAGAGUGCUGUAUCUAAACACAGAGAAGAGUUGCGAGAAUGGGAAAGAAAACUAAAGGAAGGAGAGGAGAGGCUGGCUGAUGCCCAAACAUUGCUUAACCAAAGAGAGCAGCGAGCAAAUGAGAAUGACAGCAUUCUGAGGCAAAAGCAGAGUGACCUGGAAGAUGAGCAGAGGAAGAUUGACACAGCUAACUCCGUUUUGAGGAAGAAAGAAGUUGACGUGAGCAACCGACUAGCCAACCUUGCUUCUACGGAGAAGGAACUUGAGGAUGUGAGAAAGAGCCUGGAGAUAAAAAAGGAAGAAUUAGAUGAACUACAGGAAAAGCUAAAUGCAAAAGAAAGAGAGGAAAUUCAAAAGCUAAUGGAUGAACAUAGAGCUAUCCUGAAAUCUAAGGAGGAGGAGUUUGAAUUAGAGAUGAGGCAGAGGCAUGCAUCACUAGAUGAGGAACUGAAAAACAAGGUGAUUGAACUGGAGAAGAAGGAGGCGGAAGUUAGUCACGUUGAAGAAAAACUCAAAAAACGCGAACAGGCACUUGAAAAGAAAAGUGACAAAAUGAAAGAGAAGGAAAAGGAUCUUGAAUUGAAGCUGAAAGCAUUAAAGGAAAGAGAGAAGUCUCUGAAAAUUGAUGAGAAAGAAUUGGAAACUGAAAAGAAGCAGAUAUUUACUGAGAAGGAUCAUUUACUGGCUUUAAGGGUUGAACUUGAGAACAGAAGAGCUGAACUUGAAAAACAACAGCUCAAGAUUAACGAGGGAAUUGAGCAGCUAAAAAUAACUGAAGAUGAGAAAAUGGAACAUGCUCGCCUUCAAUCAGAACUGAAGCAGGAGAUCGACAAGUGCAGAGAUUUACGAGACACUCUUUUGAAGGAAGCUGAAGAUUUAAAGCAGGAAAAAGAGAGAUUUGAGAGAGAAUGGGAAGAGCUGGAUGAGAAAAGAUCUGCGAUCAAGAAGGAGUUGCAGGAAGUUAAUGAUUCAAAAAAGAAAUUUGAGAAACUGCAGCACACUGAAGAGGAAAGGUUGAAGAAGGAGAAACUGGAAACAGAAAAUUAUGUUCAGAGAGAGUUGGAAGCCCUUAAAGCAGCACAAGAGACAUUUGCAGCUACAAUGGAUCAUGAGAGAUCAGUAUUAUCUGAGAAAACUCAAAGUGAGAAGAUCCGAAUGCUUCAUGAUUUCGAAAAACAAAAACGAGAUCUUGAGAGUGAAAUGCAGCGGAAGCGGGAGGAAAUGGAAUUUGCGCUGCAUGAGCAGAAGAAACGCUUUGAGGAAGAGAGGCAGAGGAAACUCAGCAAUGCUAACUAUUUAAGGGAAGUAGCCCAUAAGGAAAUGGAAGUGAUGAAGUCAGAAAGAGUUGAGCUGGAGAAAGAAAAACAGGCAAUUUCAUCAAACAAGAUGCAUCUGGCGGAACAACAGUCAGAGAUGAAAAAGGACAUUGAUGUGCUCGAUGGCUUAAGCAGGAAGUUGAAGGAUCAAAGGGAAGCUUUUGCAAAAGAAAGGGAGAGGUUUCUUGCUUUUGUCAAGAAGCAGGAGAAUUGCAGCUCAUGUGGAGAGGGGAUUCGUAUAUUUGAGCUUUCUGAACUUCAAAGUCUAAAUGAUGUGGUGGAUUUUGAGGCCCCUUCCCUGCGAAAUGUUGCACAGGAAUAUUUAACUGAUGGUUUCCAGGACACACCUGGAAGGGCUAACAAUGAGUUGUCCCCUGGUGCUCUUAAUUCAGGAUCUAUGGCUUCUGCUGGAACCAUGUCCUGGCUUCGCAAAUGUACAACAAAGCUUCUGAAGUUUUCACCAGGUAAUAAAAUUGAGCAUCCUGCAUCUCAAGAUUUCAUUGGCGGAUCUUCUCUGGAAGAGAAAUUUGUAGGUGAAUUACCUGAUACUAUGUCGAAAAAAGAUCAAGUAGAUCUGGCUGUCUCUAUCAACGGCACAUUUGAUGACCAAAAACUUCAAACAGAUAACAGUGUUAGAGAGGUGGAAGUUGGCCAAGAUGUUCCUGAAGACUCUCAGCAUUCGAACAUAAAUAGCCAGCACAGACCCGUCAGGAAAGGGCGUGGUAAAAACAGUAAGACAGGUCACCCUAAUUCAAAAGCUACAAGUUCAAAAAUUAUCCUUGGUGAAAGUCUCAAGGAGUCUGAGAAUAUGCACGUCAAUGGAGGUUUGGAUACCUCAAUUAAUGUGAAUGAGAGCCAGAAAGAAGAAUCUAGUCUCUUUGGUGAAGCGCGAAGUAAGACCAGAAAGCGUACUCGCAUCCAUGGAACAGCAAGUGAGUUUGAUGGAAGUCAUAGUGAUGGACAGUCAGAUAGUGUGACAGCCACCAGCAGGAGGAAGAGGAGACAAAAGGCUGCCCCGUCUGUGCAGGCUCCUGGUGAAAAAAGAUACAAUCUCCGCCGUCCCAGAAGUGCUGCUGUAGCAACAGCUAAUGGAUCCUUGCCAGAGCUGGUCUCAAAAUCUCAGGAAGAAAAUGGGGACUCCAAAGCCGUGCCAGAAACUCCUGCAGCCGUCAGUGAUGGAGAACUCAGAAACUGUGAUGCUGCUCUUCCCGCUGUAGCCAAUAGCCCUUUGAUGGAAGCAACAGAUGAUCAGGGAUGCACUGCUGAUAUAGCUAAUGAAUUGGUAGAUGAUACUGGUUUAAGUGAAGAAAUGAAUGGAACACCACAAGGACCCUCAGCUUACAAUGUCUACGACGAGGAACAUGAAGGUGACACCAUUGUGCAAGAAGAUGGAGAACGAGAUGAGGAUGCUGAUGAGAACGAUGAAGUAGACGAGGGCAACGAGGAGGAAGAGGUUCUGCACCCUGGUGAAGUCUCAAUAGGGAAGAAGAUUUGGAGUUUCAUCACCACAUAGUGAAAGGCCGAAAUGACAGUGCACAUCGGUUGCAUGCAUGUCUGAGGGUAGUUUUCUAGGCAUGUUGACAAGUAUUCCAUUUAUUGGUACACUUUUAGAGCAGUUUCAUGCUUUUAGAGUUUGUGUAGUGGUGGUGUGUAUUCUUCUUGAAAUGAAAACACAAGUCUGAGGUCGUAGCUUUUUUAAUGAUUGUGAUUAGGGUUGCCAGGUGCUUUCAUUUUGUUUAACAAUCUUAGUGUCCAUAAUCUUGGUAGCACGAUUUAACUAGUGAAGUUGUAACACUAGAUUUCCCUUUACUUAAAUGUCAUUGAAACAAUGUUACAAUAAUUUAGUCGUUUGGUGUUCUA